This is a messenger RNA of Stegostoma tigrinum, 426 nucleotides long. RefSeq names its product nonsense-mediated mRNA decay factor SMG5. The record is from RefSeq and is a predicted model, not a curated record. Gene Ontology annotation, biological process: nuclear-transcribed mRNA catabolic process, nonsense-mediated decay. Gene Ontology annotation, molecular function: telomeric repeat DNA binding; telomerase RNA binding; protein binding. Gene Ontology annotation, cellular component: telomerase holoenzyme complex. Lineage: Eukaryota; Metazoa; Chordata; Chondrichthyes; Orectolobiformes; Stegostomatidae. The annotation marks the transcript as partial. The transcript has 3 exons.
AAACCCCGGGGAAGUGGGCCGGCUGGGGGGCGGAGAGAGAGAAAUCCAGAACCAUGAGCCACCCGGAGCUCCCCGACACCCCGGCAGGAGCCGCCGCCGAACCCGAGGCUGAGGCCCAGGCCGACGCCGAGCCCGACGCCAAGCUCCUCCACACCAAGAGGCUGUACCGGGCUGUGGUGGAGGCUGUUCAUCGACUCGAUGUCAUCGUUUGCAACAAGACUGCUUACCGUGAGGUGUUUAAACCCGAAAACAUCAGCCUGCGGAACAGGCUGAGGGAGCUCUGCGUGAAGCUCAUGUUUCUCCAUCCCGUGGACUACGGGCGGAAGGCUGAGGAACUGCUUUGGAGGAAGGUUUACUAUGAGGUCAUCCAGCUCAUCAAAACCAACAAAAAGGUCAGCAACCCGGGCUCGACAGCAGGCUGUGUCG